This is a messenger RNA of Racocetra persica, 213 nucleotides long. The record is from the annotation of a GenBank genome assembly. NCBI's taxonomy places the organism in Eukaryota, Fungi, Glomeromycota, Glomeromycetes, Diversisporales, Gigasporaceae.
ACUACUAUGUCAAGCAUUCUGCCGAAUCAAACACUUUACGCCCGCAAUUUGAAUGAAAAAAUCAACAAAGAUGCCUAUGGACGUAUAUUGGAUAUCGUUGCAUUGAAAACUAUAAAAAUGCGUGGCCAAGCUUUUAUUGUUUUCAAGGAAAUUCAAAGUGCUACAGCUGCCAUGAGAGGACUUAAUGGCUUUAAUUUUUACGACGUGCCUAUG